AUGGAUGAUCCACCUCGUCAUUCGAAAUGCCAGAAGCUGGUUGUUGUGUUGAUUCUCUUCUUCAUCAAUCUACUCAACUAUGCUGAUCGAUAUACAAUUGCAGGUGUUCUCACCGACAUUCAACGCUUUUAUAAAAUCGACAAUGGUGAUGGAGGAUUGCUUCAAACGGUUUUUAUCGUCUCUUUCAUGUUGUUCAGUCCAAUAUUUGGAUACUUAGGAGAUAGAUACACACGUAAAUGGAUUAUGGUCGUCGGAAUAUUAGUAUGGGUUCUUGCGGUGUUCGCAUCAACAUUUGUGGCUAAAGAGUACUUUUGGCUGUUUCUCCUUCUGCGAGGUGUUGUCGGAAUCGGUGAAGCCUCGUAUGCGGUCGUUUCUCCUACAAUUAUUGGUGAUAUGUACGUUGGAAAAGCUCGUUCGUGGAUGUUGAUGUUGUUCUAUAUGGCGAUCCCAUUUGGAAGUGGAAUUGGUUACAUGGUUGGAUCACAAUUGGCAAGACAACUGGGAGGAUGGCAAUGGGGAAUGAGAUUAACACCAUUAUUUGGCGUGGCUUCUGUUAUCCUGAUUGUAUUAUUUGUAUUUGAACCAGAACGAGGACUUAAUGAAUCAUCGAAUUCUACACGCAAAGAAGAUAUGGAGAAUGCACCUUUGAAGGUAAAAAUCAAGACCUACUUAUAUGAUCUAUGGGCCCUCAUGAAAAAUUACACCUACAUUUUCUCGACAAUUGCCUACACAUGCAUUGUUUUUGUGACUGGCACACUUUCAUGGUGGGUUCCUACAGCAAUUCAACAUGCCAAAGCUCACGAAAUGAAGCUCAAUUCUACAAGUCUUCUGGAUGAAAAUGAUAAAGCAAAUAUUGCUAUCUACUUUGGAAUCGUCACAAUUGCUGGUGGAAUCGUUGGAGUAAUUAUGGGUUCAGCUUUGUCAACGUUGCUGCGUAGUGGAAAGUUGUGCUUCAAAUGCUGUCAAACGAAACGAUCCGAUCCAAUCAUUUGUGCCCUUGGAGCACUGAUCGCAACUCCAUUUCUUUUUGGUGGAUUACAACUCAUCAAAGUGUCUGUCGAAGCUAGCUACGUCUUCAUGUUCGUUGCUAUUACCGGACUCUGCUUCAAUUGGGCCAUCAAUGUCGAUCUACAAAUGACGAUUAUUGUUCCAUGGAGACGUAAUUCAGCAAAUGCAUGGCAAAUCCUGAUUUCACAUUUGUUCGGUGAUGCAUCUGGACCAUAUCUCGUUGGAUUGCUUUCUGAUCGAAUAAGAUUGAGCGACUCUCCAGGAGAUUUAUUUGAUGCUUUGUUAUACGCUUUUUAUAUUCCUUCGGCACUUUGUGGAAUUUCGGCAUUGUUCUUUAUAAUUGCUGCGAUUACAGUGUUAAGAGAUCAAGCGAGAUUCCGUGUUGAAAUUGGUAUUCACGAUGGAAUUUCAUCGGGAAAAGAUGUCGGAACAAAAGGAAAUGCAAAUAAUAAUUACGAAUUGGAAGAGGCCACUUAUGAAAAUAAGGCCUUCAAAGCAACGGAAGGCAACUCUCGUCGAAUAUGCUCGACUUGUUCUUGUAAAACGGCACAUUCCUUGUGUGGUUCACGAUCGAUGGAUGAUCCACCUCGUCAUUCGAAAUGCCAGAAGCUGGUUGCUGUGUUGAUUCUCUUCUUCAUCAAUCUACUCAACUAUGCUGAUCGAUAUACAAUUGCAGCUGUUCUCACCGACAUUCAACGCUUUUAUAAAAUCGACAAUGGUAUGGCUGGAUUACUUCAAACGGUUUUUAUCGUCUCUUUCAUGUUGUUCAGUCCAAUAUUUGGAUACUUAGGAGAUAGAUACACACGUAAAUGGAUUAUGGUCGUCGGAAUAUUAGUAUGGGUUCUUGCUGUGUUCGCAUCAACAUUUGUGGCUAAAGAGUACUUUUGGCUGUUUCUCAUUAUGCGAGGCGUUGUCGGAAUCGGUAAAGCCUCGUAUGCGGUCGUUUCUCCUACAAUUAUUGGUGAUAUGUACGUUGGAAAAGCUCGUUCGUGGAUGUUGAUGUUGUUCUAUAUGGCGAUCCCAUUUGGAAGUGGAAUUGGUUACAUGGUUGGAUCACAAUUGGCAAGACAACUGGGAGGAUGGCAAUGGGGAAUGAGAUUAACACCAUUAUUUGGCGUGACUUCUGUUAUCCUGAUUGUAUUAUUUGUAUUUGAACCAGAACGAGGACUUAAUGAAUCAUCGAAUUCUACACGCAAAGAAGAUAUGGAGAAUGCACCUUUGAAGGUAAAAAUCAAGACCUACUUAUAUGAUCUAUGGGCCCUCAUGAAAAAUAACACCUACAUUUUCUCAACAAUUGCCGAUAUAUGCAUUGUUUUUGUGACUGGCACACUUUCAUGGUGGGUUCCUACAGCAAUUCAACAUGCCAAAGCUCACGAAAUGAAGCUCAAUUCUACAAGUCUUCUGGAUGAAAAUGAUAAAGCAAAUAUUGCUAUCUACUUUGGAAUCGUCACAAUUGCUGGUGGAAUCGUUGGAGUAAUUAUGGGUUCAGCUUUGUCAACGUUGCUGCGUAGUGGAAAGUUGUGCUUCAAAUGCUGUCAAACGAAACGAUCCGAUCCAAUCAUUUGUGCCCUUGGAGCACUGAUCGCAACUCCAUUUCUUUUUGGUGGAUUACAACUCAUCAAAGUGUCUGUCGAAGCUAGCUACGUCUUCAUGUUCGUUGCUAUGACCGGACUUUGCUUCAAUUGGGCCAUCAAUGCCGAUCUACGAAUGACGAUUAUUGUUCCAUGGAGACGUAAUUCAGCAAAUGCAUGGGAAUAUCUGAUUUCACAUUUCUUCCCUGGACCAUAUCUUGUUGGAUUGCUUUCUGAUCGAAUAAGAUUGAGCGACUCUCCAGGAGAUUUAUUUGAUGCUUUGUUAUACGCUUUUUAUAUUCCUUCGGCACUUUGUGGAAUUUCGGCAUUGUUCUUUAUAAUUGCUGCGAUUACAGUGUUAAGAGAUCAAGCGAGAUUCCGUGUUGAAAUUGGUAUUUACGAUGGAAUUUCAUCGGGAAAAGAUGUCGGAACGAAAGGAAAUGCAAAUAAUAAUUACGAAUUGGAAGAGGCCAUUUAUGGAAAUAAGACCUUCAAAGCAACUGAAGGUUCGAGUGGAGAAAGUAAUAUAAUA
Molecule: messenger RNA, 3111 nt
Organism: Mesorhabditis belari
Lineage: Eukaryota; Metazoa; Nematoda; Chromadorea; Rhabditida; Rhabditidae
Source: the annotation of a GenBank genome assembly